Molecule: messenger RNA, 1014 nt
Organism: Ilyonectria robusta
Lineage: Eukaryota; Fungi; Ascomycota; Sordariomycetes; Hypocreales; Nectriaceae
Exons: 9
Coding region: 1-1014 (337 amino acids)
Source: RefSeq, a predicted model, not a curated record
AUGUCUGAAAAUGCCCAAGCUCUUGGCGGGACCAACCUGAGCUGUGUCCCCUCAAGAUUCGAAGAUUCUCUAAACGGUACACGCGAACACUUAGAAGAAAGCGCUUCCCAAUAUGGGCUUCUAGCCGGCGACAUCUCAGCAAAUGGAGAACCCAACGAAUCUCGUUUUAUAUGCAGAAGUCAGGGCUCUGGUAAAAGCCAUACGUUAGCAAUACUGCUGGAGAAUUUUCUUGUGCAGUUUGUGGCAAAUGUACUGACUAGACCAUUAGCAGGUCUGGUAUUUCACUAUGACUCCGUCGUAUCGGACGCAAGUGGUCUCCCAUGUGAAGCAGCGUACCUGUCCUCCAAUAAGAAUGUGAAUGUCAGGCUGUGUCCCAACGUCUCCAUCCAAGAGCUUCGCUUUUGUCAGGACAGCUUUAACACAAAGCGAAUGCUAAAUUCGAUAGUAGCAAGCCCAUGCCAAACUGGUCGAAUGCUAUUAUACCUUCACACAGGGGGUGGGGGGUUCAACUAUCAAGAAUUCAAGAACGCCAUAGAAGCUGAACCUCUAACCAAGGAGCAAUCCGUUCCUCUUCAGCAGCGACUUGAAACUUUGGGGAGCUUUAUGAUGAGGCAAGACACAAAUAUAACUGCCGAACAGGCCUGCUCUCUAUUUGACAUAUACCUGGGACGAGUCGUUGCACUUGAUGAAUCACACAAGUAUAUGACCGAAACUGAUGAAGAUCAAGUAUUCACGGAAUUACUUUUAUCUGCGAUUCGCUUACAACGCCACAAUGGCACGCGCAUCAUAAUAUCCACACAAGAGCCUACAAUAUCCCCUGGUCUAUUGGACCUCUGCUCCAUCACGAUCGUUCAUCGACCUGAGCUUUUCUCGAAUAUUGCGCAACUCCGAACAGGUGAGUCAUUUCUGUUCGCUCCAAGCGGCAUGCCGGUAUUCCUCGGCGACGGCACCAUGAAAGUGCGAAUUCGUAAUUGUAUUACUGUUGAUGGAGGAAAGAGCAUUAUAGCUCGAUGA